Messenger RNA from Arabis nemorensis, 1491 nucleotides. Lineage: Eukaryota; Viridiplantae; Streptophyta; Magnoliopsida; Brassicales; Brassicaceae. The record is from the annotation of a GenBank genome assembly.
AUGACUAAGAGUUCUGGGAUUCUUACCACGAAUGGCGGCGAUACGGUUUAUGAAAAUGCUUCUAAGCGUUCUCAUCAGCUUUUGGAUGGCGUCGAGGCAGAUAGUAUACUUCCAAACAAAAAACUUAUGCAGGAGAUUCCUACCAGCAACUUGUUUUCUGGAGUGAUUAACUCGAAUGUACCUGCCUGGGGAAACACGUUCGGUUUUCAGUCUAUUCCUGGUCAGUUUACUGAACGUUUAUUCGACACCGAAUCUACCAGGGCAGUCGAUAUUCAUGAUAAAACCGUGCAUUCGGUUAACACUGAGAAGGUCAUUCUAGGAAGGAGUGGGAUUGAGGAACCUUACAGUGAUCAAUCCUUUGCUUUAUCAAUGUCUCAUACACUUGAGGAACCUCGAUCAGCGGUUAGUUAUGGUGGGAUCAGAAAAUUGAAAGUUAGCCAAGUGAAGGAUUCCGACAGUCUUGUGUCAUCUACAAACGCACAGAACCAUGUCAGGACGGGCAACCGAUCUAUGUCAACAAGUAAUGUUUAUAGGCUUGAUCAGAAUUCCAUGUGCAUGAGUCUUGCAUUUGGUAAGGAAGAAGAGAAUAGUAUCGCCGAAAGUUAUGAGAGGGAGAAUGGUGUCUUUAUUUCGAUGGGUCAGCAAUAUAGUAAUCGUGAUGAAAAUAUAGCGUUGGCUCCCUAUAAUGAUAGUAACAGUUUCGCUUCUGAUCUUGCUUUCGACAAGAUUGACAGUAAUUUAAUAUCCAUGGGUCAAACAUAUAAUAACCAUGUUGACGAGAGUGCUGCAUCAAAGGGUAGCAUCUUUCACAAAGAGAGCACUUCUGUAUGUAGAGAUAAUGUGUAUAACAGUAAUAGUAACGCCGUGCAAGACUCUUGUAGCAAGGGACAGAGUACACUCAUAUCUUUUGGUGGUUCGAAUGAUGAUGAUGAUGCUAAUAACUCUGGAAGGAUCAUAUCCAGCUAUGAAUUCUUGAUGUCUAAAUCCACACCUCAACUAUCUGAAACUCCGAUUAGCAAAGAUUUGGUUGGAUCUAGAACCAACGCGCUUGGUAGCGAUGGUACCUUCUCUAGUAUUGAUGUUUCCGCGAAGAAAGAAGAAACAAAAGUAUCAAAGAAAGUUCAGAGCAAUAGUUUUCCUUCUAAUGUAAGGAGUUUGCUAUCUACCGGUAUGCUCGAUGGAGUUCCAGUAAAAUAUAUUUCUUGGUCACGCGAGAAGGAGCUUCAUGGUGUUAUCAAGGGUUCUGGAUAUCAAUGUGGAUGCAACUCAUGCAAUUCCUCUAAGGUGGUCAAUGCAUAUGAAUUUGAACGGCACGCUGGUUGCAAGACUAAGCAUCCCAAUAAUCAUAUAUACUUUGAGAAUGGUAAAACCAUCUAUGGGAUAGUUCAAGAGCUCAGAAACACACCACAAGAUAUGUUGUUCAGUGUUAUCCCAACCAUGACUGGGUCGUCUAUCAACCAAAAGUCUUUCCGUAUGUGGAAAGGUGCGUAA